UCGAAACUACGAAGACGUCCUCCCUGUGUUCAGAGAAACAACAAAGUGUUGCUACAGUUUUCGAAGAGCCCUGCAGUAUGGAGUUUAUCACAGACGUCACCAUCAUCAUCGAUGAAGCUGAUUACAAAGACCCAGUAAGAUUCAUGAAGUUUCUUCAGUCUCACAGUCGUGAGAAAACAGGUUCCUGCUACAAAGUGAGAGGAACCUAUGAGGAACUGGAGGAACUUUCAAUCAAACUGUCAACAGUGCGGCAUCGCUCCAGUUCUGCCGCAGGAGAUCAGGUCUGUCACGAAGAUGAUCAGGCGUCAAGUCGUGUCAAAUCUGUGGAUGUAUCUUGCAUUGUUAUGGCCUACAUUGAGCAAAAGUGUGCAAAUGAACUGAACAAAAUUGGAGGUAACACUUUUGUCAUUGAAACAAAGCCUGAUCUCAGAACAGUAUACAGUAAACCGAGUAGCACAGUACAAGUGACUUUCAGACCACACCGUGUCUCCAUAUAUCCCGUUCAUGUUGACUUUGUCAGAAAGCGAUUCAUCACAUUCUACCAGAGAACUGCCUCUGACCUGCAGGUCACAUCUGUCCCUGUGAGUCCACAUGACCACAAAGAACUGCAAAACAGAUUUCCACAACUCCUUUUUAAACCCAGCCACAACAAACAUGAAGUAACAGUGACUGGCCCUUUUGUGCACAUUGCUAAAUUGGAAGAGUUCCUUUUAAAAAAUAUGCAAAGCUCAAGCAAGAGUCCCGUAAACAAAGGUCCAGCAGACACCCCAAGCAGCGGAACUAUGGGUCCUGAAGAUGAAUCAUGUCCAAUCUGUAUGGAACCAAUAGUAACAGCAGAGAAAGAGACUCUACAGUGCAAGCAUGCUUUCUGCAGAAACUGUCUGAAAAAAGCUUUUUCCUACAAGCCUGUAUGCCCAACAUGUGGAGAGUUAUACGGCAUCUUGACAGGGACACAACCUGAUGGAGGCAAAAUGAAUGUCACCAAAAGCUCCUCGUCUUUGCCUGGAUAUGAGAAAUAUGGAACAAUAAUCAUCCAUUAUUACAUUCCAAGCGGCAUCCAAAAGGAGGAGCAUCCUAACCCCGGUCAGCCAUAUGAAGGUGUAUCCCGUACAGCCUAUCUCCCUGACUUCUCAGAGGGCAGAAGGAUCCUGAAACUGCUGAGGCGAGCCUUCGAUCAGAGACUCAUCUUCACUGUUGGCCAGUCCACCACCAGUGGCAGGAACAAUACGGUCACAUGGAAUGAUAUUCACCACAAAACCUCAACACAUGGAGGACCAACUCACCAUGGAUACCCAGAUCCUGAUUACCUCAGUCGAAUUCGAGAUGAACUGACAGUCAAAGGAAUUGAAUGAGUUAUUUAAGGUUUGUCAACACACAAAUAUAGAGCAUCAUACAAACAUUCACAGUUUAAAAUGCACACAUACAAGUAAACUUAAGGUGUUGUGGAACAGAGGACUACAAUCCAGGAGGGAUAAUUAAUGUCAUUUUAAUGUAAUUUGAUAUUUCAUAAAUAAUGAUACCAUCCCACAUUUGUAAACCAUGCCUUCAACUGUCUUUUUUUGGUUCAAUGUCAAUUAGUCUGUAGUGUUUUUUUUUAACAUGUUUGAAAUGACCUUGUUUUAAAUCACUAAAUAUGAAAAAAAUUAGAAAACGAAAUGUUAAUUUUCAUUGGUCUGGUGAAUGUUCUUAGACUUCAUGAUGUGUUUUCAAUCUGAUCGAUCUUAAUAUUUGGAAUUUCUAUUUACAUUAGCCUGUGUAUCCUAUGUUUUCAUUGCAUUUAUUCUGUCAGAGCACAGGUAGCACUGCUAGAAUUAUUUGUUGUUUGGUUAGGAAGAUUUUAUUACCACAAAGCCUAGUGUAGGCAUUCAGUGCAUGUUGAAGCAAGACUUCAACGUGCACUGAAUGCCUUGACAAGAGGGCAGCAGGUAAGGAUGCAGGCCUUAUCUGAAUCCAGCUUAGCUUGACUGACUUUCUCCAGUCAUUCAACUUGUCUCGCUCUGCCAUGUGGUUGGUUCUUUUCUGUGCAAUAACCUUGAGGAAGAUCAUAUAAGACCCGCCUUCUAGAAGCAUGGCAACCAAUCAAAAAUGACAGCCUGUGACCAUGACAAUUCCCAAAUGUUGUUUUUUUUUUUUUAUGUCAUUGAAGACAUUUGACAGAAAAAAAUGUUGUCAGAAGUUAUUGAGAUCUGUCUGUAUAUGGCUUCUUUCAGCCUAGCUCUUCUCAGUCCAAAACAUGGACAACAUUGUUGUCCUCAGAGUGAGCGAUUGUGGUCCUUUACAUGUACAGUAGGUAGACAGCUAAGUGUUGGCUAAAGGAGUAAGGACUUGUUUGUUGCAUGAUUUAUGUCUUCAUUGUGUUCCUGGUUGGACUGCAUUUGCAACAUCAUUGCUACAUCACUGCACUCAUUUAAUUUAAAUUGGAGGGACUGUCACUCUUAACAUGAACUAUGGCUGGGGAGAAACUCUGGGACUCUGGCGGAGAGUGCAGCAAUUGCAGUAUGACACCAUUUCACCCACAGUUGCCACAUUUUCACCAAAGUGUACUGCAAAACUUCGAAAUGAAUAACUUUCCACAUAUCAAAAAUUGCUUGGCUGGCAAGAUUGAAACCUUUAUUGUGUCAAACAAUUAGUUUAAUGCUUGUUGGGAUGGGGGGUUCUGACUAAUUUAAUUUGUUUGUGCCCUGUUUGGAUUGCAUGUCAGAAAAUCCACCUUUCCUUUGCUUUUGUCAAAUUAAUCUUAGAUAGACGAUAUACAUGUAUGAUGUGCAAAACAUUCAACCCCCAUGGACGUCACUCUCAAUCUGUGUAACAGUGAAUCACAGCAGAUGAAAUAAUUGUUGAAAUUGUUGAAAAUGAUUAACAGAAAAUACUUUACCUCGUCAUCGAUCUACAUCCAUUACGAAUUAAAAAUACAAAAUAUUUGGCUGGCAUUGGCAUAACUAAGUAGUGGAAACUUGGGCAGAAAUUACAGCCUUCAGCCUGUUUGGAUUUCUAUUAGCUUUGCACAUCUGGGUACCUUCACCAUUCGUCUUUGUAAAACAGCUCAAACUUUACCCCAAGCUGCUUGGUGGAAGAAUUACCAGAAGUUAACAAAUAGCAACUACAGUUUGGCCACAGGGCGAUACUGUGAUUAUAACAAAUAAACUAUGGUCAAGGUGAAAGCUGAGACCUGUUGCAUAGAACAAGCUGGGAUCCUAAGUGUGACAGACAUCACAUUGGUUUCAUCUGUCUGCUGGUUACACCUCCAUGUGAAAUUCAGUGUCAUGACUCCUAAUAUGGGUGGUUCAUUGACAUGAAAGGAUCAGCUCACCCAAUUAAUAAAAUCAUAAUUCUCUCUUCCCUCUGA
Molecule: messenger RNA, 3346 nt
Organism: Chelmon rostratus (copperband butterflyfish)
Lineage: Eukaryota; Metazoa; Chordata; Actinopteri; Chaetodontiformes; Chaetodontidae
Exons: 4
Coding region: 78-1352 (424 amino acids)
Biological process (GO): protein ubiquitination; Notch signaling pathway
Source: RefSeq, a predicted model, not a curated record